Molecule: messenger RNA, 2009 nt
Organism: Pecten maximus
Lineage: Eukaryota; Metazoa; Mollusca; Bivalvia; Pectinida; Pectinidae
Product: protein phosphatase 1 regulatory subunit 27-like
Exons: 4
Coding region: 569-1087 (172 amino acids)
Cellular component (GO): cytoplasm
Molecular function (GO): phosphatase regulator activity; enzyme inhibitor activity; protein binding
Source: RefSeq, a predicted model, not a curated record
GUGAGACGAACCUAUAGACUGGACAACAGCAGGUGAGAUUGAUAGCCACUGCCGUCCAAUGUGUCACCGAGUCGUUAAAUGGACAUUGUAAAUUUUGUCAACUAUCACAAGUUCCGAGUUGACUGUAAAGGGUUGCCCUUGGGAACGCAUUACGUCACAUAGUGUAAUUUUCGAGGAGCAUCGCCGGACAGGUGUUUGAGUGGAGCUGGACUCGUGAGGUAUAAAGCCGGGACAACAGACCAUGAUGUGGUAACUCAAUACAGCACCGUGCAAGCGGAGCUCUCGUCUGCUAACUCCCGCCUUUUUGAACCCAGCCAUAUUCUCCGCUCCACAAUACAGAUGUGGAUGGGCUAUCUGUGUGCACUAAGAACAUCCGAAGAUAUACGAUAGCCACGGGGGAGUUCGUGGAGGAUAAGUACGCAAAACCCGUUACAGGGCGUGACAUCACUACAACCAACGAGGGAUGUAUGUGGACAGUGAAAUGGUUCUUAGAAUGUAAAACAAGACAAAUAAUGAUAGUUUUUGUGAAAGUUGAGAUUCAACAGCUCGAAGGAAAACUUGGAUAAACAUGAGUCGACGAGCGAGUUUAUACGCCAAACAGAAUCCGGGAAAAUCACGACCGAAGGUCCAUUUCCCGGACGAACUGGUGUUCCUGGACAAUAUAAAGGAAAAUGAUAUACAGGGUUUAAAUCACAUGUUACGACGUGCAAGCCUACAAGUAGAUAUUAGCGGUAUCAACGAUGCAGGUUUGACUCCCUUACACCAAGCAGUAUUGGACGGAAAUAUAAUGGCAGUUCGUCUCCUCAUAGAACACGGUGCCAACGUCAACAAACAAGACGAAGACAGCUGGGCACCCUUACACGCCGCAUGCGCAGAAGGGCACGCCGAUAUUGCCAAGUUACUUCUCCAGCACGGGGCUAAGAAAGACUUGUUGACUGAGGACGGAGAGCGCCCUCUGGAUCUAGUAGAACCCACAGACUUCCCAACUAUUAAAGUUAUGUUGGGGCAGAGUAAAGGCAAUGCCUCUCCCCCACCCCCGGACUUAGGAUCAGACGAAAGUGACGAAGAAUCCGACGAUGACAAGUAGUGUUAAUACUGUGGUGUAUGGAAUAAUUCUGUUGAAGGAUGAUUAUAAUAAAAACAUCUGGUUCCGCAAGCCUAAUAAAUCCCGCAAAAGUUCACAAAUCUAAUGGGAUCGUGCGAACAAAAACAAAUAGCAUGUAUAAGUUGCCUGCGGAAAAUUGAUGUCUUAGCGCGAUGCAUUUGGAAGGAAAUAGACUUGUCAGGAUAAAAGUGGAAGUUUCCGCCAUUAAUCAUUUGUCAACUCACUCAGACCUACGAGAAAAGUGUGUGAAGAUCCAAAGAAAAUAUUGUGUGUUUUUUGUGCUGUACAUAAUUGCUCUUUUUCAUAACAGUCAGAAGAUCCCAGCAUCACAAAUCAGUCUGUACUCAGGGUCAAACAUCCAGUGCAAAAAAGGACAACGUCAAGAUGACUCUACAUGUAGGCAGCCAGAUUUUAUUCUUCGCCAUCAACGUGUGACGUAAUAUCAGCGGAGCCAAUAGAAUGACAGUCCAAUGAUCCAAUGUUAUAAACUUCAUUCAAAAGUAGGGGAUCUAUUUUGUUACCAUGGUUUCAAGACUAACCCUUUCUAUGAUUCAUAACAUUUGGCUACCUCAGACUAGUUCCCUCCCUUAGUUCUCUACUCUCCGCCAGGGCUGCGUACGCAAGGGAGGUAACUGAGGAGGGAACCAGUCUAUAGCUAGCGCAAUGAACCAUGGGAAAUAUUUCAACAGCAGCUUUUUUAAGGCAACACGGGAGGGGUCAACUGGAUACGUAUUUAUCAAAUGUCACUUGCAGCAGUUGACACCAUUUUGUCACCAAUUCACAUUUCUACAAAACGACAGAGACAUCGGACGUCCUCCCCUCACCUGAUGUUGUACGUACGUACGUGUGCCAUCCAAUACACAAAGUGUUUGUACACAUGUUUAUAAAUUUAAGUGUUAUCAAA